Suillus subaureus is the source of this 418-nucleotide messenger RNA. RefSeq lists its product as uncharacterized. The transcript has 5 exons. The record is from RefSeq and is a predicted model, not a curated record. Lineage: Eukaryota; Fungi; Basidiomycota; Agaricomycetes; Boletales; Suillaceae. The annotation marks the transcript as partial.
AUAGCUGAUGCCGACCAGGAGACGGACCCGGGUAAAGCUCGGAAUGUACUUAUGGUAUCAUGAUUGCCGCAGUGCCAAGCGCAUUCAUUCAAAGAUAAUGCGUGAACAUAAAUUUAGGCAUAAAAGAGUCUUGCAGAUCCAGUGUUUACUUCAGCUCACUCACUUUCUUUGUUUUCCCUUCGUGUCUCAUGGCGUCCAAUUCCAUUGUGGGUAUGUGGGGGCCGGGGUUCAUUGGAUACAUCAUAGCUACAGCGCUCUAUGGGAUAUCCUUCUGGCAGUAUAUGUUCUACCUGCGAUCUUUUCCGCAAGAUCCGAAAAAACUCAAGUUAUUCAUAAUGACAGUCUUUCUUUUCGACACAAUUCACCAAUACGCAGUGAUAGGGAUAUACUGGACUAUCUUCAUUUCGUGCCGACGUAG